ACUUGCGUUUUCAUCAUGGAGAAGCUGGAGAGAAAUCACCCAAACAGGCAAGUGAUUCCUUUCCUUUUUAUGCUGCUGUGGGAUCAGGUUCUAACAAUGCCUACUCGGUACUCUGUCCUGGAGGAAACAGAAAGCGGCUCCUUUGUAGCCCAUCUGGCCAAGGAUCUGGGUCUGAAAUCUGGGGAUCUGACUGCCAGGUCUGCACGGGUGGUGUCUGACUAUGACAAACAGCAGUUGAUUCUGGAUCCUGAGACUGGGGAUUUGCUUCUGAGGGAGAAACUAGACCGGGAAGAGCUGUGUGCCUCUGUGGACCCCUGUGUGCUGCAUUUCCAGGUGUUUCUAGAAAACCCAGUGCAAUUUGUCCAAGGAGAAUUACUGAUCCAGGACAUAAAUGAUCACUCACCAGAAUUCCCAGAUAGAGAAUUGCUCUUGAAAAUACCAGAAAACAGCCAGCCAGGCUCACGGUUUUCAUUAAAAUUAGCCCAGGACUUGGAUGUGGGCAGCAAUGGGCUUCAACAAUACACAGUCAACCCCAAUUCUCAUUUUCAUGUCCUCACUCGAAAUAAUAGUGGAGGCAAGAAAUACCCAGAAUUGGUGCAGGACAGAGCCCUGGACAGAGAGGAGCAGGCAGAGCUGAGCUUGACCCUCACAGCUCUGGAUGGGGGCUCUCCACCUAGGUCAGGAACAGCCAUGGUUCGAAUCCUGAUCCUGGACAUCAAUGACAAUGCCCCCGAAUUUGUGAAGACCCCCUAUGAGGUGCAGGUCCUGGAGAGCAGUCCCCCAGACUCCCUGGUCCUGACUGUCCUAGCACAGGAUGCAGAUACUGGCAACUUUGGGAGAGUUUCCUAUGGCUUGUUCCAAGCAUCAGAUGAAGUUCAACAGACUUUCUCAAUCAACGAAAUCACGGGAGAAAUACGACUGAAAAAGGGAUUGGACUUUGAAAAAAUUAAAUCUUACCAUGUGGAAAUCGAGGCCACGGAUGGAGGAGGCCUUUCUGGGAAGGGCGCUGUGGUGAUAGAGGUGGUGGAUGUGAACGACAACGCCCCAGAGCUGACCAUAUCUUCACUGACCAGCUCAGUCCUGGAAAAUAGUCCAGAAAAUGUGGUUGCUAUCUUCCGAAUACGAGACAGAGACUCUGGAGAGAACGGGAAAAUCAUUUGUUCUAUUCCAGAUACUCUACCAUUCAUUUUAAAACCCUCUAACAAGAACUUUUACACAUUGGUGACAGAGAGUCCUCUGGACAGAGAGAGCAGAUCUGAGUACAACAUCACCAUCACAGUCACCGACAUGGGCACACCCAGGCUCACAACCCAGCACACCAUAACAGUGGAGGUCUCUGACGUCAACGACAACGCCCCCGCCUUCACACAAAGCUCCUACACCCUGUUUGUCCAAGAGAACAACAGCCCCGCCCUGCACAUAGGCACCAUCAGCGCCACAGACUCAGACUCAGGCUCCAAUGCCCACAUCACCUACUCGCUGCUGCCCACCCACGACCCACAGCUGGACCUAUCCUCGCUCAUCUCCAUCAACGCCGACAACGGGCAGCUGUUCGCGCUCAGGGCGCUGGACUACGAGGCCCUGCAGAAUUUCGAGUUCCUCGUGGGGGCAACAGACCAAGGCUCGCCCGCGCUCAGUAGCCAGGUGCUGGUGCUCGUGCUGGUGCUGGACGCCAACGACAAUGCGCCCUUCGUGCUCUACCCGCUGCAGAAUGCUUCUGCGCCCUUCACAGAGCUGCUGCCCAGGGCGGCGGAGCCAGGCUAUCUGGUCACCAAGGUGGUGGCUGUGGACCGUGACUCGGGCCAGAAUGCCUGGCUGUCGUUUCAGCUGCUGAAGGCCACGGAGCCAGGGCUGUUCAGCGUGUGGGCUCACAAUGGCGAGGUGCGCACCUCCAGGCUGCUGAGUGAGCGCGAUGCGCCCAAGCACAGGCUGCUGCUGCUGGUCAAGGACAAUGGCGAUCCUCCGCGGUCUGCCAGUGUCACUCUGCAUGUGCUGCUGGUGGAUGGCUUCUCUCAGCCCUACCUGCCUCUGCCUGAGGUAUCGCGCGACUCGGUGCAGGACAGUGAGGACUUACUCACACUCUAUUUGGUCAUUGCCUUGGCGUCUGUGUCUUCGCUCUUCCUCUUGUCUGUGCUGCUGUUCGUGGGGAUAAGGCUGUGCAGGAGGGCCAGGACGGCCUCUCUUGGUGGCUGCUCUGCUCCUGAAGGACACUUUCCUGGACACCUGGUGGACAUCAGUGGCACGGGGACUCUUUCCCAGAGCUACCAGUAUGAGGUGUGUCUGACCGGAGACUCUGGGACUGGUGAGUUCAAAUUCCUCAAACCCAUGGUCUCCAACCUGUUGCUUCAGGAUCCUGGGAGAGACGUUAAGGAAAGUCCCCACUGCAGGGAGAGCUUUGUAUUCAGCUAAAGCGUUGUCAGUUCCUAGACAUUGUCAUUUGAAGAAAUGACCUUGUUUCUAAGAGGUUUUCUACUAGUCAAACCUACAUAUAUCCUUAAUUGCGCUGUUUUUAUUGGUAUGAAGCUACUAGGCUUUUAG
Arvicola amphibius (Eurasian water vole) is the source of this 2538-nucleotide messenger RNA. RefSeq names its product protocadherin beta-4-like. Gene Ontology annotation, molecular function: calcium ion binding. The record is from RefSeq and is a predicted model, not a curated record. Gene Ontology annotation, biological process: homophilic cell-cell adhesion. NCBI's taxonomy places the organism in Eukaryota, Metazoa, Chordata, Mammalia, Rodentia, Cricetidae. Gene Ontology annotation, cellular component: plasma membrane. Bases 16 to 2409 code for a protein of 797 amino acids. The transcript has a single exon.